Messenger RNA from Bufo bufo (common toad), 1314 nucleotides. RefSeq names its product MARVEL domain-containing protein 3-like. The record is from RefSeq and is a predicted model, not a curated record. The coding region runs from base 226 to 1242 and encodes 338 amino acids. The transcript is spliced from 4 exons. Lineage: Eukaryota; Metazoa; Chordata; Amphibia; Anura; Bufonidae.
ACUUGCCAGACCAGUCCCACCUGUUCUCCUGAAACUACUUCUCUCUCUGCUCUAAGAGAUUAAGGUGACAACAACCUGCACUGAGUUGGAAAAGGCGCUGUAGUUAGGAAGUUGUUCUGCAGCAGAUGCAUCUCAUAAGACAUGUCAUUCGCAACUCAGCACUCAGCAUGGAAGGAUUGUGACUGCUGCUCUGUGUGCUAGUCCUGUGCUCUCCCAUGAACUACAAUGUCUCACUCUCAAAGAAGUGUGACUAGUGAACGAAACCCACCGUCCCAAAGAUCAUACCAUGACAGACCAAGAAGAGAGCGGUAUGGCCCCAAUGGACAGCAUAAUGGAGAAAGGAGAGACCAAAGAUCACAUAACAGAUUGCCUUCUCGGGCACCAGUAAGAGGCCAACAUUCAAGACCACCCACCGUCAUAUCUGAACGUUAUUCAAGACACAGUAAAGCAUCAUCUUUACAGCAUAGUCCUCCUGCUCACAGGUCUAACCCAGAAAAGCAGACCUUCUCAGAAAAGUGCUCCAAUCUAUGUUCAAUACGAGGUCUAUUGCAGAUGGUGGAGAUUCUCAUAAACCUGCUGGUCUUGAUAUGUGCCGUUGCCACUGAAAGUGCAUCAGCCGGCUUUUCGAGCCUUGGGGCAUUUAGCAGUGCUUAUUAUUACAGUAUGGGUUAUAGCAUGAGUGGAUUUCAGGGGGAUGAAGUGGAUCAGGUGGCGCAGUUAGAUAUACAGUACCACCGGAUGAAGCUUCCUACUAUUUAUGUUGCUGUUGCCAUCAGUCUUCUGCUGUUAACUCUAACACUGUCAUGCAUGGCAGCCAGUUGCAUGUCUGGCGCUGCUCAAAACAGGAAGCUUUUGCUGGCUGAGGGGGUGUUCAAUGUGUUGUCUGCUGUCACAUAUAUCAUAUUUAUUGCUCUCUAUAUGCACUUUAUCAGACAGAGCAAUGCUACAGAGGUGUGUAAGCGACGAGAGUCUCUUUACAAUCGCCAUGGCUAUAACUCUGUGACCUGUGAUUUCAUGGGUACAGAGAUGGCGGUGUGUGUGUUUUCUGUGGUACUGGUUGUGCUGUACAUUUCCAGUGCAGUGAUUGUUGGCUUUAUGUUGAGAGCAAUUAAAAUGAAUGCCAACACCCCAAAUCCACAGUCAUUAAACACAGAAGAACAAAAAGAAUCAGAGAUGCAAAAUCUCACAAGUGAGAGCAAAAAUAAAAUGCAAGAGAACAUCACUAGUGGACUUUUCAUUUAGUCUUAUUUUUAACUUCUGUCUACGCUACCUGCAGUGAAUAGCUCUAAUUUAACUGUGAUAAUCAACUUCUUA